Molecule: messenger RNA, 1276 nt
Organism: Silurus meridionalis
Lineage: Eukaryota; Metazoa; Chordata; Actinopteri; Siluriformes; Siluridae
Gene: plcxd1.2
Product: PI-PLC X domain-containing protein 1
Exons: 6
Coding region: 196-1173 (325 amino acids)
Biological process (GO): lipid metabolic process
Molecular function (GO): phosphoric diester hydrolase activity
Source: RefSeq, a predicted model, not a curated record
ACAAAAGUGGUGACAGGGUGCACAAACUUUUGCAAUCAGCCAAAACCAGGAAAUACAGCCUCUGUUUCUGCCCCGUGCCUACACAAGUUGUUUUAAGUGGACUAUUUUGAAUAUUGGAUGAUUUCUGGACACAUCUGAAGCUUGUAAACCUGCUUUAUUUAAAAUUGUUGUUUUAAAUGAUUUGAGAGUCCGGAAAUGGCGCCUUGUUUAAACAGCGCCAGGAACACCGGGGACUGGAUGAAAUGUUUACCUGAAGAACUAUGGGACAUCCCUCUAACUAACCUCGCUAUACCAGGAAGCCAUGAUGCCAUGAGCUACUGCCUGGAUAUCACCUCUCCUCUACUACGAUCUGAAUCCGAUUCCUUCAGACUCCUCGACCGAGUCUUCUACUGCUUUACUCGCCCAAUCAUUUACAAAUGGGCUACUACCCAGCUAAAAAACAUUGUACAGCAGCUGCAAGCGGGCGUCCGAUACUUCGACCUUCGAAUUGCUCACAAACAGAACGACGUGUCACGUGACCUCUACUUCACUCACGUCAUCUACACCCAAGUCACAGUAGUGGACACUCUGAACACCGUUGCCACGUGGCUCUCGGAACACCCCAAAGAAAUCGUCAUCCUCGCCUGCAGCCAUUUCGAAGGUUUGAGUGAAAAACUGCAUGAGGAAUUUAUUUAUUCCCUGAAGAUCAUCUUCGGCUCUAAAUUGUGCCCCCCUAAAGCUGAUACGACUUUACGAAGCUUGUGGUCUUCGGGAUACCAGGUGGUGCUGUCGUACGAGGAUCACGCAGCAGAACGCCAUAAAGAGCUGUGGCCCGAAAUCCCAUACUGGUGGGCGAACAAAGCCGACGCAGAAGAACUCAUCCAGUACCUCGACUCGCAGAAACGUUUCGGUCGUCCAGACGGCUUCUUUGUUGCGGGUCUGAAUUUAACGGCGGACCGAUGCUUCAUGGCCUCCAACCCGCACAUCUCCCUCCGGACCGUUACCAUGGAGCAGUGGGAGUGCGUGAGGCGAUGGCUGGAGGAUCAGAAACCUGGAUCUGACAUGACGAGCCUCAACAUCAUAGCAGGAGAUUUUAUCGGCCUGAUUCCACUGUGCUCCAUUAUCAUCGAUCUGAAUAAAAAGUUACUGAAACGCAGAAGCCCUAAAAAGGUGGAGGUAAGAACAGCUGCCUAGGUGACGGAAUAUCACUCCAUUGUUUUUGCACACCUGGAACCAUGGCAACUGGAUGCACAUCUGUCAGACAUUUUUAUUAAACUGACUUCGGUCAGAGACUUUG